AUGACACCGCAGCUGCUGAAGGAUCUCUCCACCAAUUCCCGGAAAUGGAUCAUUCAAACUCGGGUCUCUCGGAAGUGGAUAGCUACAAACUGCAACACUGGAAAGCUUCUGCAUAUGGACUUGGUCCUCAUCGAUUCAGAGGGGUCAGAUAUUUGGGCUAUGAUUCCUCCAUUUCCGAUUCCAAAGUUUGAAACGACUCUGAAAGAGCAAGAGGUCUAUGAGAUUAGACAUUUCAAAGUUGCUCUUACGAAGAACACAUUCAGGCCAGUACCCAAUCGUUUGAUGUUGGAGUUUGAUUCAGCAACUUUGGUCCAACAUUUGAAAGUUGUCCAAGCAUACUGUCCUACAAAUGUGGUUGGCCAAUUGGUUCAACAUUCAGCAGUCACCUCCAAAAUCUCUGCAACAAAACGUUGGAAAGAUAUCACACUCAAAUUGAUUGAAGGUGAGAUGGUAAGGGUGACUUUAUGGGGAAGUAUUGGCAACCAAGUAGAUGACAUUGUCUCCCACAGUGAAGAUCGACCAGUGAUUCUCACUGUUACCUCUGUUUUUGUUGACGAAUAUAAAGGGGAGCUUUGUCUAUCGUCCAUAGGGGCUACAGUUUUGAAGGCAAAUCUGGAUAUACCAGAAGUGCAAAAGUUUAAUUUGGGGGAUGGCAGGUUGAAUGCACCUGUCCUGCUUGCUGAGGAACCAGCUCCUGAGAUUCAAGAAAUUUCCAUAGCUCAGCUUAAUGAAUUCAAAACUAUGGAAGAGAAGAUUGAUCAAGUGUUUGCUAUUGAAGGUCAAGUCAUUCAAGUACGAUCCAAUUGGUUUUACAUGGGCUGUGUUGGCUGCCCUCGCAAAGUGGAAGAUGAUUUGGAUGAGUAUUUUUGCGGACACUACAACACCACCUCUAAAAGUGCAGCUGCCAAGUAUAGAGUGAAGCUUCAGCUGCAGGAUGAUUCUGGUGAUGCUGACUUUGCAAUUUUAGAGCGCGAAGGACUGCGUUUCUUUGGUGUUAUGGCUGAUGUUUUAUUCCAAGGAAAUCAGAGGAAGAAGGAACCACUUCCCCGACAGAUUGAGCAAGUUGUUAGCAUGAAAUUGAAAGUGCAUGUUAAGCUAACCCAAUUCAACUUCUCAAACCCUCAAGCCGAGUAUACUGUGGCUUGCAUAGAACAUGAUCCUCUUGCGCAAAUCAGUGAGGAGACACUUGCAUCCCAAACUUCAUUUCCUGGCAACAGCCAAGAAAGUAGCCCUGAUUUGGUUGAAGCAAACUUAGAGGAUAGCUCUGCAAGUUCUGAAGCUACCGAAGGGAAUAACUUCAAGAGGCAGAAGAAGGCCGAAGUGGUUGAUUCUGAUGAGGAAGAGAAGUAG
Linum trigynum is the source of this 1350-nucleotide messenger RNA. NCBI's taxonomy places the organism in Eukaryota, Viridiplantae, Streptophyta, Magnoliopsida, Malpighiales, Linaceae. The record is from the annotation of a GenBank genome assembly.